AUGGGACCAGUUUCAACGUCUCCCACAAAGACACGGCCCAGUCAAAAGCGGUUUGAGAGGGAAAAAGGAAGAACGGAAAAGAGGAAGCGUAGUGAAGCGGCGGCUGCACUACUCAGUCUGCAGAAGCAGGAUACGCCGGUGACUGAUGAGGUGACUACUUCAGACACUGGUGAGGCAAAUGAGAGUGAGACGGAUGUCGCUACUGCAUCAUCGGAACAGUCAACAGAUCCUCAACCAGACGACACGUUACUCAUGAAGCAAAUGAGGGAGGAGCUUCAGCGGCUGACAACGGAAACCAUGUUACUGAAGGAGAAACUGAAAGGAAUGGUUUUGACUCCGGACACGCUGAGGGGUAAUGACGCUAAAGUAAAGCAUUACACGGGUGUUACCUACGACAUUCUCAUGACCCUGUAUAGAUUUGUUGAGGCGAGUAUACCUCAUUCAGCAUCAAGUAGACUGACAAAAUUUGAAAAGCUGAUGAUGGUAUUGAUGAAGUUGCGACUAAACCUCAGCCAGUAG
Molecule: messenger RNA, 519 nt
Organism: Knipowitschia caucasica
Lineage: Eukaryota; Metazoa; Chordata; Actinopteri; Gobiiformes; Gobiidae
Source: the annotation of a GenBank genome assembly